Molecule: messenger RNA, 576 nt
Organism: Solea solea (common sole)
Lineage: Eukaryota; Metazoa; Chordata; Actinopteri; Pleuronectiformes; Soleidae
Product: inositol 1,4,5-triphosphate receptor associated 2-like
Exons: 5
Coding region: 253-576 (107 amino acids)
Biological process (GO): chromosome localization to nuclear envelope involved in homologous chromosome segregation; telomere localization; actin filament organization
Cellular component (GO): lateral element; chromosome, telomeric region; meiotic spindle pole
Molecular function (GO): dynein complex binding
Source: RefSeq, a predicted model, not a curated record
GAAAUGCAUAAGAGCAUCUUCAGGAUAGUUUUGUGCUAACAUCACAGUGAAUUAGAUGACGACAGGACAACCAAUAAUGAAAAUGUAACAUUUGAUAUUUUAUGUAACAAUUUCUUCAGACAGGACUGUCGGGGACCGAGAGUGUAGGAUGACAGUAAGUGGAUGGAUAAUAUGUAGUCUCUUGAGAAGAACCCACUGCAUACAUGUGAUGUAGGAACGUGAAAGUCCAGAGACUCAGGGGAGACGAGCACAAUGACGGACAGCAAUAAUGUGUGGGAGUCACCUGGUUGUGGGACUACGCUUGAGGACAAAAAUGACUCCACUGGAUUCUCCGAACAUGAGCUUCUCGACAUCAUGUACGACACGUGUAACGCCUCAGACUCAGGAGAAGUGUUGGCCUCCAACAUCGUGCAGUAUCUCAAGACCAUGACGGCUCAGAGCACAGGGCAGGACAAACUGGCCGCUCUGCAACAGCUGCUCGACCCAGAUGGUCAGGACCCACAUGUGAGCAGAGACGCUUUCCACUCCACCAUGAGAGAGUGGAUCGCCCAGUGCAGCCAGGACAGGUGGGAUUAA